UUGCCAACGGGACACAGCCUUGUCAUUGGCAAAAUAAUGUAAAUUAUUUAUUGUUUACAUUGGGAAUUAGCAAAUAUUUUGGCGAUAUGUGAUGUGAGAUUUAGUUUCCCAUCAGCAACAUGUCUUGGUUGAAUCUAAAUCAGAGUUUGAACAGUCUAAAGGGACAGAUUACGAAUUUUGCUACGGAGGUUUUAAAUGAUGGUUCAGGAAGUGCCAUUGCGGAGGAACCCUCGCAAUCAUCGCCUGAUGUGAAGAUUCUAGAAGAUAAAUGUCAUACCCAAGAGCUCGAGAUUGCAGCGCUAAAGAGGCUGACACAGGAGCUCGAAGCAUCUUUGCAAUCUGAGAGACUCGCCCGAAAGAAUGGAGUCAAAGAAGAUGAGACGAGCUGGUACUGGGACCCUCCACCUCAAGCCUCCAAACCCAACAGCGAGGUCGAAGCGUACAAAACCCAAAUACAAGAAUUACAAGCCAAACUUUCCGCCGUAGAAAACCAAAAGCCUACAGGUGAUGAUGAUGAAAUAGCCAGGUUAAGAGAAGAGAACCAAAAUCUAGCGAGCAGCCUAGAAGAUCUAGACAGCCAACACCAGAUGGCUAUGGAGAAGUUGCUGGCGCUUAAAAAAGAGCUACAAAAGAAUUUCGAAGUCCUUAAACAAGAGCACGAGGAAUUAAAAAGUGCUAAUAGUGAGUUUGCCAGUGUUAUUAAAGAGUUGGAAAGUAAAUUGGCAGAGAAGGACGAUGUAAUAGAAACUAUGAAAGCGUCUCAAUUUGAUUACGCCACCUUGCAUCAUAAGUACCAGAAUUUGGAAAGAGUGCACGGUCUUCUGAAGGAAAACGCUGAAAAGUUUCAAGAAGAAAAUCAGGAGUUGAACGAAGAAGUGUUCAAAUUACAGGAGCAGGUCGCGAAUUUAGAGCACGAGUUAGAAAUCGCGGGUAAACCACCCGAUUUAACUGAUAUGGUGCCAAAAGAGAAGUAUGAAAGUGUCCUUAAGCAACUAAACGAUUUUAAAAAGCGAAGAGAUUCCAAUCAGAUGCAUUUAGACGAAGUGAACAUAGACGAUAACGCUAAAGGCGUAAUCGAAACAUUGAAACGUGAUAUUAGUAUGUUAAAGCAACGUCUGGCUCACCAAGAAGGCGUGAACCACGAUAAUGAUAGCAAAUCCAUAAGUGCCGAUAAGAUAGUACAACUUUAUAAUAAGUAUGUUAAUUUUGAACUGCCUGUUGACACACCCCAAUCAGAUAACGAUAUGAUAGUGAAACUGGAAUCAAUAUUUAAAGCUGUUAGGUCUUAUAAACAAGAAAUGGAUGAUUUACAAGCAAAGUUAUUUGAAAAGAUAUCUAGUAUUAACAAUUUGCAAGCUCAAAUUGAUGAGUUAACAUCUGAAAAUGAAUACCUUACUUCAGACGUGCAGCAUUUAGAAAGUGACUUGGAAGAAAUGAAGAAAAACAAUGACUUUCUUAUAUCCGAGAUUGCUGCUUUAAAAAGCGCUUCUAAGCUAGAGCCAAUUAUAGAAACCCAUGAAGAUAACCUGGCAAAGUUGGAAACAGAACUUGCAGACUGCAAUAAGAUCAAUAAAACAUUUGAGUCAGAAAUUAGGAGGAUAGAAAAAGAACUUUCUGUUGUCAAAAAUGAGAAAAAUAUUUUGCAAGAUAGUCUGAAUGAUAUGAGAAACAAAUAUAAGAGUAUGCUUGAUCAACUUGAGAUGUGCAAAACUGAGUCGAGGGCUUUACAAGACUUAGAGAACGAUGAAAAAUUACUAAAAACCACUCAAGUUAAAAAAUCUACAGAUGAAUUCGAUCAGCUUAGAAGGCGCUUAUCAAUAGCUAAUUCAGAAAAGGAGCGGUUGGCAAUUGAUAACAACAUCAUAGAAAAUGAUAAAGUUAUUUUAAUAGGUGAAAUAAAUGAACUUAAAAACGCUUUGGUAGCGUCUUCCAACUCUCACAAGGAACUUGAGUCUAUGAAAAUAAUACUAGAUCAUAAGUUGCAGGAGUUAGAAAUAAAAUUAGAUGAAGUCCUAAAAGAUAAAGAAGAUGUAGAAAAGGAAAAUGUAAAAUUAAAUGAAGAUUUGCACACGCUUCAAAACAAAUUGGCAACUAUGAAUAUUAAGGAAAGUGAAAACAAAAAACUUGCGGAACAGUUAGAUGCUGCUCGUAAAAAUAAUGCUUCCUUACAAGAAAAAUGUGACUCCUUAUCUAAAGCAUUACAAAACUUAAGGCAAGAAAAAGAAGCUUUGCACAAUGAAUAUAAUGCAAUAAAGCAACAAUCUAUCUCAGUCUCAAAUAGUUCCUCAGAACUGGAAAAAAUUACCACUGAACUAAUGCUCAAAUCUGAACAGCUUAAGAAGCUAGAAAUGGAUAUCAAUAUAUUGCAGGAAAAUAAUAACUGCAUGAUACAGGAAAAACUGAAACAAGAUAAAGAAAUCACGGAUAAGAACAACACUAUUUUGAAUUUAGAGAAGCAAUUGCAAAAUGUUGCAGACUUGUCGAAAAAGUUACAAGACUUAGAGCAUACCAUAAAAGAUAAAGAUGCUCAGAUUGAAGCCGUGUUUGUUGAAAUAUCAAAUAAAUCGAAAGAACUAGAAGCAGCAAAUAUUACACGAGAUCAUUUACAAGACAAAAUAGCAGCACUUGAAAGGCAUCAAGAAAACAUGACUCAACAAUUACAGGAACAUGUAAAGGAAUUAAAUGUGAAGAAUAAUAAAAUAGCAGUAUUAAAUAAUAAUAUUUCACGAAUAGAUGACUUAGAAAAGCUAUGUGCUGAAUAUAAAAACAACAUUGAGAGCAAAGAAAAAGAGAUAGAAGGUCUCAAUCAGCAUAUUUCAGAAUUAAAUAAUAGAAUACAAGUAUCCGAACAUACAUCUACUUCAAAUGAUGAUCUCAUAAAAAUAAACGAGGAAAAAAUUGCUCUGGAAUCAUCUUUGAAGAAUCUACAUCAAGAAUUGCAAACAAAAGAACAGACUAUAGCAGAUUUUACUAGAAAGUUAGGAGUACUAGAAAAUACUUGCAAGGAGUACAAACUAGCAAUAGAUACUGCAAACACAGAAAAGACGGAAUUUAUUAAUCUUGUUAAUUUAAAACAUAACGAAAGUAUUCAAUAUCAUAACGAAAUACAAAGAUUAAAUCAUGUGUUACUUGAACAAGCAAACGAAUACAAAAAGUUGGUAGAAGAAAAAGAGCAACUUGCAAAAAACAAUGUGGAUAAAUGUCCAAAUUGUGAAGCCUUGCAAAGAAUUUUAAUUGAAAAAGAUGAGAUUAUAUCUGCACUGAAUCAAAAUGCGUCUGGAUAUGAACAAUUGAAGUCUGAACUAAACAACAACAAAGAAACAGUUAAGAACUUGACGCGUAGAUGUGAGGAUUUAGACAAGAAUUUAACUAUACAGUUAGACGUUGUUAAAAAACUGUCAGCGGAAAACUUGCAGUUAUCAGAAAAAGAGCAAAACUCAACACGAGAACUGGAGCGGCUCAGGCAUCAUCUAGUGGAGAUGGAGGACAAUUACACGCAAGAGCUGAUGACUUCGGAGCAGAAGUUGAACGAGUGCCAGUCGAGACUGCAGCAGGUGGAGGAGAGAGCUAAGCAGACAAGCACGGUGUAUACCAGUAACAGUAUUCGAGCGAACCAAGAAGUCGAAACUCUUCGGAAUCAGAUCAAACUGUUGGAGAAACAACGUGACGAAGUUCAGACUAGACUCAGCGAUGCCGAAGACACGAGGAGUAGAAGUGAAGCGGCGCUGACGAAUUUGCAGAUCGUGUUGGAGCAGUUCCAGCUAGACAAAGAACGAGACAUCCACGCAGCUACAGAGAAAAUAAGAAGACAGCUAGAAGAAGAGAAACAACACAGUCUUGAUUUGCAACAAGAAAUAGCAAGACUACAUAUCAAAUUAGAAGAAUCUAUAGCCGGACUCCAAGCGGCGACUAGGCUUGGUGAUCAAGUCGAGACAAAGACUGCUCAAAUAAACGAUCUAAAAGAACAAGUGCGAACACUCCAGAUAUCAGUGGCGGCGGCGGAGGAGAGGUAUCACAACGCGAUCUCCAACCAACAGGACAGAGUCGACAAGAACCUGGUGAAAAAUCUGGUUGUUAACUACGUGGUGGGGCAGAAUACUGGGAAUAGGACCCAAGUCCUCCGAGUCCUGUCCACGGUGCUCGACUUCAACCAGUCGGAGUGCGAGCGGCUCGGCCUCACCGCGGCCGCGCCGGCGGGCAGCCUCGCCGCGGAGUUCGUCAAGUUCCUACAGGACGAGUCCAAACCCAGGGCUGUUGUGGUACGGCCGUCAGACGUAACACGUAAGCAGUCUAUGACGUCGCAGCCGCCAGACGUGUCGCGAAGGACCAGCACUAGCAGCCAGCAACCAACUUUCGAGAUGGGCCACAGUCGCAACCCCUCCACUGGUUCCCACAACCUGCUCCUCCAGAACAUAGAGACAGCUACCCAAAGAUCAGCAGACUCGGAGACCAGGGUCAUAGGUGUCACCCUGGAGACAGGUAUCACACAGACUAGGAACAACGAGGGAGCUAUAUUGAAGAAUGUGCUGAAGGAUCUGGGAUAGUUGGGAAGCGAUCCGGCUAGAAGGACCAUGUAACUACCCUCAAAAGUAAUGAGUUUUAUUAUUAUUAUUAUCAGCCUACACUGCUGGGUAAAGGCCUCCCC
Molecule: messenger RNA, 4645 nt
Organism: Aricia agestis (brown argus)
Lineage: Eukaryota; Metazoa; Arthropoda; Insecta; Lepidoptera; Lycaenidae
Product: thyroid receptor-interacting protein 11-like
Exons: 10
Coding region: 120-4544 (1474 amino acids)
Biological process (GO): endoplasmic reticulum to Golgi vesicle-mediated transport; Golgi organization
Cellular component (GO): Golgi apparatus
Molecular function (GO): small GTPase binding
Source: RefSeq, a predicted model, not a curated record